GCAACGUCGCGCGUCGCCAGUGGCGCAGGCGCAGCGCUGCGCGCGGGCCAAGAUGGCGGCCGGGAGCUCGGCGCGCUGGCUCGGAGUGGCCGCCGCCGCCGGCAGGAGCCGCGGGCGGGACGGGCGGCUGCCGCUCGUCUGGCUGGUGCGGGGGCUCAGCGUCCCGCCGCCUGCCGUCGCCGCCUCGGCCCGCGCCGCCCGCCGCCUCCUGCCGCUGCGCACCGGGCUCUGCGCCGUGGGCACGAAGCGCGUUGCCGCCGCCGCCUUCCACAGCAGCGCCGCGGGCCGCGCCAAGGAGGACUAUUACCAGGUGCUGGGGGUGCCCCGCUCCGCCACCCAGAAGGAGAUCAAGAAGGCCUAUUACCAGCUGGCAAAGAAAUACCACCCUGAUACAAAUAAAGAUGACCCUAAAGCCAAAGAGAAGUUCUCUCAGCUGGCAGAAGCCUAUGAGGUCUUAAGUGAUGAAGUGAAACGGAAACAGUAUGAUGCGUAUGGCACGGCUAGCUUUGAUCCUGGCGCAGCGGGUGCUGGCGCAGGGCGGCAGUACUGGAGCACCGGUCCGUCGAUUGAUCCAGAAGAGCUGUUCAAAAAAAUCUUCGGAGAGUUUUCGGGAUCCCCUUUUGGUGAUUUUCAGAGUGUCUUUGACCAGCCACAGGAGUAUAUCAUGGAACUGACGUUCACCCAAGCUGCAAAAGGUGUUAACAAAGAGAUUGUGGUGAACAUCAACGACUCCUGUGAGAGAUGCCAUGGUAAAGGACACGAGCCUGGUACCAAAGCACAGCGCUGUCACUACUGCAGUGGCACUGGCAUGGAGACAAUAAAUACCGGCCCUUUUGUAAUGCGCUCUACCUGCCGACGAUGCGGCGGUCGUGGUACCAUCAUAACAACUCCAUGCGUGGUAUGUCGAGGAACAGGACAAACCAAACAAAAGAAGACAGUGAUGGUUCCUGUACCAGCUGGUGUUGAGGAUGGGCAGACAGUUCGGAUGCCUGUGGGGAAGAAGGAAAUUUUCAUUACAUUCAGGGUUCAGAAGAGUUCUGUGUUCAGAAGAAACGGAGCAGAUAUCCAUUCAGACCUCCUCAUUUCAGUAGCACAGGCUGUUCUGGGAGGCACAGCCAGAUGUCAAGGCCUGUAUGAGACAAUCAAUAUCACAAUACCCCCUGGUAUUCAGCCAGACCAGAGAAUUCGAAUGAGUGGGAAAGGCAUUCCCAAAGUUAACAGUUAUGGCUACGGAGACCACUACAUUCACAUAAAGAUAAAAAUUCCUCAGAGGCUGACAGAUCGCCAGAGAGCCCUGAUGAUGAGCUAUGCUGAGGAUGAGACAGAUGUGGAGGGCACGGUGAACGGGGUCACAAAUACAGCAUCAGGGAAGCGUUCUACUGGAAGCUAGGAGCCAGCAGCAAUUGUCUUUGCAGUUGGGGAUGAAUGUUUCUGGCAGCGGGCACAAGAGAGUGAAGAAUGUCUGUCAACAGCAACGUGAGAAUCCCAGCUGGAGAGGCUACAAACUACUGAGGCACCAACGCUGAUCACGAUACAAACCCACCCACCGUCCUAGGGAAUGGUAAUGAAGGAAAAUACCAGCUUUGCAGAAACAGAUCUCUCUCAAGGUUGCUCCACAGUCCUUACCGCUGCUGGAAGCUUAUUUCAUAAAAAUUAAAGUUGAAAUAUUAUUUAGAAUCUAAACCAGUGGAAAUGUGAAAUGAAAAUUGUCCUUCUGGCACGGAGCAGAGCAGUUUGCUGUAGGGACUCCAGUAUGGCUGCUGCUCGCUCACUGAGGUGUCCCUCUUAAUGCUAGAUGUGCUUGGUGAACUUGUCACCGCUUAUUUUCUCCUGGGAGGCUUGGUGCGUCAGUGGGUUUUAACCGUCUUCACGACAGCUCUCCGGGCUGCCCCGCACAUCUCAGAGGGGGAAGUCUCCCCAGGGCUGGGAGCGGUCAGAGCCCCGGCUCCCUCCGCAGCCCUGGGGCUUCUUAGUCCUGCUGAUCUCCUGCACAAAGAGCAGAGAUGGAAUCUGCACUUUGCCUCAGGUUUCCCUUUUCCACCCAAAUUAACUAGAGUUACAACACAAAUGCUGUCACUUCUGAAUGGGUACAAGUUAAUCACCAAACCCUUUGCAAGUUUGGGACAAAGUAUUUUAUUACAUUAACACAACAGCUGUAGCAUAAAGGAUUGGUCAAAGAGUUAUUGUUCCUGCAUGUGUGAGAAUACAAGUGGAUCACUCCUUCCAGGUGGAGUUGAGCUCUUGCAGUGAGUAUUUUCAUGGUUACUGUAGCCCGCUGUUAGUUAUACUGUGCAGGUACCAUCAGCCCACAUACUAAUUGACAAGUUAAACAAGGACAUGUCGUAGUCUUGCCCUUCUUAAUUUGCUGAAAUAAAGCACGUGUUGCCUCCUGAUUAAACUGUCUGUAAAGUGAUUCUGUAUUCAUGUAAAUAAGAUUGACUUCAUAAAGAUAUUUAACACAU
Molecule: messenger RNA, 2462 nt
Organism: Columba livia (rock pigeon)
Lineage: Eukaryota; Metazoa; Chordata; Aves; Columbiformes; Columbidae
Gene: DNAJA3
Product: DnaJ heat shock protein family (Hsp40) member A3
Exons: 11
Coding region: 53-1390 (445 amino acids)
Biological process (GO): mitochondrion organization; negative regulation of apoptotic process; response to heat
Cellular component (GO): mitochondrion
Molecular function (GO): protein kinase binding; ATP binding; heat shock protein binding
Source: RefSeq, a predicted model, not a curated record